UUUCAACACGCUUCUCCCUUCUGUCUGCCUGGUACCUGAGAGAGUUUGAUUUUGAUCUUCCUCCUUCCUGGAUAGAGCUCGGGAAAAUGGAUGAUAGCGAUAAUGCUCAUGCGCAAUUUACUUGUCGUCUAUCAGUUUUAUUUUUUAUCGUGAGAAAUUUUCAACAAAUUAAAUUAUAAUAUUAGCAUAUUGUCAUUUGAGAGCAAAAUCUUAAACUUUUUCCCCUUUUUAUCUUUGAAAAAUCAAUCAACACUUUAUUUUAGGUUAUGUUUGCUUAUUGAUCCACGUCUAUAAUCACGAAAAAGCAGAAGAAAUAAGGUUAUGUUCUUAUGUUAUCCCUGAAAGUACACUAUUGUUAAUUUAGCAAUAAUAAUUGACAUAGUUAUUCGUAGAAAUUGCAAAGGUCCAUUUGUUUGAUUUUCUUCAUAACAUAUUGAAUUAAUUGGUUAAGUUGCAAUUGUAUUUUGUCUGAUGUUCUACUUCUAGAUACUCAGGAGGUGGAAGUAAUUUGAGGUGUUUGUAUCGCUCAAUCUCCACCAUGAUCGGUUGGAAGCUACUGCGUUGUUGUGCUUGCAAUAGAAGUAUCAAUGUUUUAAAAUCUCAAACUCUUUGGAAACUUCCAUCCCUAAACAGGCCAAUAUCCAGAAAUUUAUAUGAGGGUUUCAUAGGGAAAAAUGCAAGUAACAAGACUGUAGCCAAACUCAAACUGAAGGACGGUGUACGAAACGAAAGUGAACUUAUAUAUCGGGCAGAAUAUGACAAGUACUUUCAAGGAGCUUACGUUUGCGUUAUGAUUUCGUCAAUCACGUUUCCAGCCUGGGUCAUGUUUUUGGGAUUUCGAAGCGACUUCAAACUACCCAUCCGAGUUCUCCACGAUUUCCAGCUGAGUUCGGUCUUUGAAAUAGUUUUGUUAGUUUCUAUGUUGGGUGUUCUCGGCAUUGCAUCGUUCAUUAUUCUGUCAAGAUAUGCCCUGCGCAUCUAUCAAAAUCCUGGAGACACUUAUACAGCAGUUUUUCACAACGUGGCUUUGCGGACAAUCCAUCAGCACUUCAAGAGAGGCGAAGUUCAUGCCAUCCCUGAGCAGGAUCUUCUUCCAAAUCAGAUUUCACGGUACAAGAUCAAAGGCCGAAAGACCAUAAUUCAUGAAGACAAAUUCAGGAGGCCUAGUGAUUUCAUUUAUAUGUUGGGGUUCAAAGUCAAUAAGGACGAUAUUGAUGUUCACGAUGAAAAUUGUUGAGCUAUCUUCAGAAUGUUGUAAUUUUGUUACUUCAACUUAGUCGUUAGCUAAAUCAGUCUUUUAGGUCAAAGCCACACGAAGCGUUUUUCAGUCGGCAGGGUAAGAAGCUCUCUGAUUCCCAAACGCCAACCUUAUCAGUCAAUCGGAGCGCUUCCUGCCCAGUCGACACACCUGAAAAACGCCUUAUAUGGACUCGCCUCAUUUGUAAACAAAGUAGAAUACAUUGAUUAAUACACUGCACUAUCAAUAAAUGACGUGGAUUUCAUGAUUAA
This is a messenger RNA of Nilaparvata lugens (brown planthopper), 1509 nucleotides long. RefSeq lists its product as uncharacterized. The transcript has 2 exons. NCBI's taxonomy places the organism in Eukaryota, Metazoa, Arthropoda, Insecta, Hemiptera, Delphacidae. The coding region runs from base 539 to 1237 and encodes 232 amino acids. The record is from RefSeq and is a predicted model, not a curated record.